GUGACCUGGUAACACUUUUCCAUCUGGUGAAAUUAGGCGCAAUUUGAGGACGGAUUGCGAACUGCAAAUAGGAAUUCUGCCAAUGGAGGACACAACGGGAGCGGAGCAGGAUGCUGACAACGUGAUCCGCAUCCUGGUGGCCACCGACAACCAUCUGGGCUACGGCGAAAAGGAUGCAGUGCGCGGCGAGGACAGUUUCACGGCCUUCGAGGAGAUCUUGGAACUGGCGGUGUCCGAGGAUGUGGACAUGAUUCUGCUGGGUGGCGAUCUCUUCCACGAUGCGGUGCCCAGCCAAAACUCCAUGCACAAAUGCAUUGAGCUCCUGCGACGGUACACCUUUGGCGAUCGUCCCGUUUCUCUGGAGAUCCUCAGCGACCAGGCGCAGAGUUUCCACAAUGCCGUCAACCAGUCGGUGAACUACGAGGAUCCCAAUCUGAACAUAGCCAUUCCGGUCUUCUCCAUUCACGGCAAUCACGAUGAUCCCAGUGGCUUCGGUCGCUUGAGCUCCCUGGAUCUGCUGAGCACCUCGGGCCUGGUCAACUACUUUGGCCGCUGGACGGACCUCAGCCAGGUGGAGAUCAGCCCCAUCCUGUUGCGUAAGGGCGAGAGCCAGUUGGCCCUGUACGGACUGAGCCACAUCCACGAUGCGCGGCUGGCCAGGCUCAUCAAGGAUUUCAAGGUCAAGUUCAACUGCCCCGACUCGGCGAAGGACUCGGAUGAGGAGUGGUUCCACCUGCUGGUGGUGCAUCAGAACCGAGCCGAUCGCGGCCCCAAAAACUAUCUGCCCGAGGAGCUGCUGCCGGACUUCCUUCACCUGGUGAUCUGGGGCCAUGAGCACGACUGCCGCAUCGAGCCGGAGAUGAAUGCCAGGAAGGGUUUCUAUGUCUCCCAGCCGGGCUCCUCGGUGCCCACCUCCUUGUCGGAGGGCGAGGCCAAGAAGAAGCACGUCGGCCUCCUCGAGAUCUACAAGGGAAAGUUCAAGCUGAAGGAGCUGCCCCUGCAGACCGUGCGUCCCUUCGUCUUCGAAUCCGUCUCACUGCCCGAUCGGGCCGAGGAGUUGGGUCUAGACGAGGGCGAUGCCUCCACCAAGGUCUUCAAGUUCGCCAAGGAACGGGUGGAGGCCAUGCUGGAGAAGGCGGCGGCCCAGCAGACCGGCCAUCCCAAGCAGCCCACGCUGCCACUUAUUCGACUGCGCCUUUCAUACUCGGACGAGUCCUGCAUGUUCAACGCCAUUCGGUUCGGCCAGAUGUUCAGCACGCAAGUGGCCAAUGUCCAGGAUGUGGUGCAGUUCAGCAAGCUGAUCAAGCGCACCAAGACGGAGACCAUCCACCUGGACAAGGAGGCCAUGCGACGUGCACUGGAGGCGGAUAAUGCCACUCGCGUGGAGGAGCUGGUGGAUCGCUACUUCGACGGUGCCAAUAAACCCCUAAGGUUAUUCCACUCCAAGGCUUUGGCAGAGAUGACCUAUCGACUGGUGGAGCGAGCGGAUGCUGAUGCAGCGGAAAAUAUUGUGAAGUUCUACAAGGAAAAGGCAGUGGAUCAUCUAAUGGAAACCAUGCCGAACGAAGAGAGCAUCGACAACGAGUUGAUGAGUUUCAGGACGCGCCACAAUCACGAGAGUCUGCUCAAAAUGCUCGAUAGUCAGGGCCUGAAAGUGAAACGGGAAGAAAGGUCCUCCACAUCUGUCUUGGGCAGCGAAGCAAAUGGCACCACGGCUCCCACGACGGGACGAGGGCGUGGCCGUGGUCGUGCCACUGGCAGAGGUCGUGCUGCAGCCUCAGGUGCCACACGUGGCAAGGCCCAGCUGGAAGUGACCGUCAAUAGUUCGCGCACCUCGAGCAGACAACAAACCCUUUUGAGUAGCCUCAAAGGCACUCGUAAUACCGCCAGCUAUGUUAUAUCGGAUGAUUCCGAUUAGUUUACAUUCCAGAGCCCCAUUAAUGUUGCAUACCUCUGAGCGGAAUAAACAAGAGCUUUCUUUUUAUAUAA
Molecule: messenger RNA, 1989 nt
Organism: Drosophila elegans
Lineage: Eukaryota; Metazoa; Arthropoda; Insecta; Diptera; Drosophilidae
Gene: mre11
Product: double-strand break repair protein MRE11
Exons: 5
Coding region: 83-1918 (611 amino acids)
Biological process (GO): telomere maintenance; double-strand break repair via homologous recombination; mitochondrial double-strand break repair via homologous recombination
Cellular component (GO): Mre11 complex; nucleus
Molecular function (GO): DNA endonuclease activity; 3'-5'-DNA exonuclease activity; manganese ion binding
Source: RefSeq, a predicted model, not a curated record